Anguilla rostrata (American eel) is the source of this 1941-nucleotide messenger RNA. RefSeq names its product ATP-sensitive inward rectifier potassium channel 11-like. Lineage: Eukaryota; Metazoa; Chordata; Actinopteri; Anguilliformes; Anguillidae. The transcript has a single exon. Bases 433 to 1608 code for a protein of 391 amino acids. Gene Ontology annotation, molecular function: ATP-activated inward rectifier potassium channel activity. The record is from RefSeq and is a predicted model, not a curated record. Gene Ontology annotation, cellular component: plasma membrane. Gene Ontology annotation, biological process: potassium ion import across plasma membrane; regulation of monoatomic ion transmembrane transport.
AUUUCCCUUUGGGUCAGCUGUGAACGGUUUUCAAUUUCUUGCGGUCUUUCCCCAGAAAUUACACAUUUUAAAGAAUGAUCGUGACAAUCUAUUGAUUAACUCGCAUGCAGUCUAUAUCAAUAACUUUUAUUUUGACGGUUUGCGUUAGGCCCUAGGCUGAUGUUUACUAUCCUGCUGCGGUGACUAGCAGCGACAGCUGAAAUGCUUGCUGAAAGUAGAGUCUUCUUUUGGACACGCUGCAGCUGAUCUGGCAACGGAAAGGGGGCACGUACCUUCAGUGGACAACAUUUGCGAUAAGUCAGCUGACACUUGAAGUACUGAGGAAGAGUAAACGCCAUUCAGAGAGCGCAAAAAGCCUGUCCCGUGGUAGUCUUGGUCCUUUACAUGACUCAUGAGAAAGUAAAGUUGUCUUGUUUAUAGAAUGGGCCCAAUAUGUUGUCUAGAAAAGAGCUUAUUCCUGACGACUACGUGCUCACACGUUUGGCAGAGGAUGUGCUACAGCCUAAAUGUACAGCCAAGACGAGAAAGGCUCGUUUCGUGGCCAAGAACGGGAGAUGCAAUGUGGCCCAUACGAACAUCAGGGAACAAGGGCGGUUUCUGCAGGAUGUGUUCACCACUCUAGUGGAUUUUAGAUGGAUUUAUACACUUAUAAUAUUCACGAUGUCUUAUCUAUGCAGUUGGUUGCUGUUCGGAAUGAUUUGGUGGCUCGUGGCUUUUGCGCAUGGGGACCUAGAUCAGCAAAGUCAGGAUUUCAUCCCGUGCGCCACAAGUGUCGAUUCCUUUGCUUCGGCAUUUUUGUUGUCAAUGGAGGUGCAACUGACUAUCGGUUUCGGGGGUCGCAUGGUCACGGAAGAGUGCCUCUCUGCCAUAAUUACACUUAUUGUUCAGAGCAUCGUGGGUUUGAUUAUUAAUGCCGUCAUGCUCGGGUGCAUCUUCAUGAAAACCGCUCAAGCCCGUCGCCGCGCGGAGACGCUUAUAUUCAGCAAGCAUGCGGUGAUUGCCCUGAGAAACAACAAGCUGUGCUUCAUGGUCAGACUUGGGGACCUCCGAAAAAGCAUGAUUAUCAGCGCCGCGGUCAGAAUGCAGGUGAUCAGAAAGACCUUCACUAACGAGGGAGAGAUGGUCCCCCUCGACCAAAUAGAUAUUCAGAUGGACAAUCCGAUCGGGACGAACGGCAUAUUUUUAGUGUCCCCUCUUAUUAUUUGCCACAUCAUUGACAAAAAUAGUCCCCUCUACGAUCUUUCAGAAUUCGACUUGCAACAUGAGGACAUAGAGGUCGUUGUCGUGCUGGAAGGUGUGGUUGAAACAACUGGCAUCACAACCCAAGCUCGGACAUCGUACCUGUCGGAGGAGAUAUUUUGGGGGCGAAGAUUUGUGCCAACAGUCUCGGAAGAUGACGGCAUGUACGCUGUGGAUUAUUCUAAAUUUGGGGGCACGGUUGACGUGCCAACUCCUAGCUGCAGUGCGAGGAAACUCGAUGAGAUGGGAAGCAUUGCUCAUUCUAAAGAAAGUCAACUACGGACUAGAGGGACCAUCAGGAAACGCAAACUGGUCUCGCCGCGUGAAAAAACAGCAUUGCCCAACCGACAUACUGGUAAUGUUAUUUGAGAACACUUUUGUUACGAUGUAAAUCCUGGAACCUGAACAUUUUUGUAGCAAGAUUUUUUGUUGUUGUUGCUUUUUAAUAUGAUAAAUAGCGUCCACGCGUUUAAACACAUGAUAUGCGACAUUACCGUUUAUAUUUAUAUAAUAAUUUGUGCAGUAGUAUACUGCAAAAAAUGUAACACUUGAAUUACCAUAUGGCUGAGGGGGGAAAAUCCUGCGCGUGAACUUUCGCUAUUCACACUGAAAUGCAUUCUGUACUGAAUGCAAUUAAAUGCAUGUGGCCAAUUGCCUGAAUUGUGUAACACAUCUGCUGUCGGUUCUUUGCAAAUGCAAGUU